This is a messenger RNA of Drosophila melanogaster (fruit fly), 1630 nucleotides long. RefSeq lists its product as uncharacterized. The transcript is spliced from 6 exons. The record is from RefSeq and is marked reviewed. The coding region runs from base 158 to 1339 and encodes 393 amino acids. NCBI's taxonomy places the organism in Eukaryota, Metazoa, Arthropoda, Insecta, Diptera, Drosophilidae.
CUUUUUUUUUUUGGCAGGAGCUACUAUUUAUGCUAUUCGAAAUUCGUCGGCUUAUUUAUUUAUCUCCCUAUUCCCCUUAUUUUUUGCGAUUUUGGCAGUGCAAGUAACGCUAGCGAGAUAUCGCAAUCACUUUCUGCAACACGAAAUCAAGGAUGUGAUGAAGCCGACCUCCAUAAACAGCUUGCAGACUACGGAGUGGACGCAUCAUAUGGAGAAACGGAAUAUUUGCAAGUGUAUGCCGCUCUGCUGCAAUUCGACCUCGACGCACCUGGCGGAUCGUGCUGAACUGGCCUACGGCUGGUUUGCACUGCCCAAAUUGCUCAAAGAACUGGAUAGUGAUGUUAGGCUGACCCAUUGGAAGGCAGUCGUAUCGUUGUCGGAAUUCGUUCUAAAUCCACUGAAUGCCCAAAGAGCUAUCAUUGAAAUGGACCUUGUUAGAAAGUUGAAGAAUGCCUUUAUGCGUAUGAGAUUGAAGCAUCACAAGGAGGAGCACCGGGAGGUGGAGAUGUAUCUAAGGAUUUAUAAUAUACUAUCCCGCAAUUUGGAUGGAGCCGAAAAUAUAGCCAACCGCAAGUGCUUAAGGGUGGAGUUUUAUAAAAUCAUUAAGAACCAAGAGCCUAUUAAGGAUGAAUUGGCUUCAGAGAUAUUGCGAAAUUUGACAUGCAAGCCAAAAGUUCUGGGUAUAUUCCUGGAGGAUCCUGAAAACUUUUCCGCCUUAGCCGAGAUCUUCAGACAGGAUCCAUGCCGUCCGCAAUUCCCGUUGCAUUUGUGGCAUCACCUGUGUGACAUGCUGGAAGUGGCACCCGAUCGGGGCAUCGAGCUGGGCCUCUUCGAGCUGCUGCACUCGAGGAUCCUAAACCGCUUGUCCAACUUCUGGGACAUGAACACCAAGGCAUUUGCGCUGCUACUCUGCUGUGCUGAGGGUCAGCGGCGUUUCGAUGCCGUGGAUGGUGUAAAGCUGCUUUACGACGUCUUUGCCCAGCCCGAUGAGAAUCCGCGAAUGUUGCUGCCUCGCCAGAAGGUGGAGAACUGGGAAUAUACGGCUUUGGCCCUGCUCAAUGGGCUCCAUAGCAAGCGGGCAUUGUGGCGCAGCAGGGAGUUCACCCAACUGCCGUGUUAUGUGGGUCGUCUCAUGACUUCGACGACGGAUAAUCCCCGCCUGCAAAUUUAUUGCCUUAAAGUGUUUCGGGAGUUGGGUGUAAUGCCGUGCAUUAAGCGCUACAUCAUUGGCAACUGGCUGCAGGACAUCUGCAAGUUGUUCUGCCUGGAUGCUGAUGCGGAAUGCGCCCGUGAUGCUUUGGUCGAUUGGUUGCGUCGGGAUAUUGCCGAUAGUAGUUAAAUCUCACGGUUGUAGUUAUAUUCAUUUGAACCGUAUUGUUUGUUACAUGGAAAACAUCGCUUUUCCCCACUUUCAACCGCUCAGAUAAAUCCAAACCGUUUCAAAAGCACCCCUGCUGAUGUCCCAAAGAGAAAACGGUUAAAAGAGGGGCAGAAAUGGCAAAGAGAGGGAGAGAGAGAGCUUUGCUGUUUAGCAAAACAUUGUAAAUUGUAGUAAAUAUUUAGCAACUCUCGAGCAUUUCGUUUGAUGUUUAUUUAUAAAUCUCUUAAAAAUAAAUUCAUCCUGUACUUG